AAUAGUAAUAUGUAUUGUAAAUACGAACGUAACAUUAUACUUUGAGGCCGUUAUUGUGUUUAGAUACCGGUAAUUGAUUUUAUGAACUCAUCACUGAAGGCGGAGACACUACGAAUGACGAAUAAAGUUCAUCAGCAACGGGUUUAAACAAGAUGGAACCGGUUCUUUCAAAGUUAAUGUCUGGUAUGCACAUAACAAGAAACUGUUGGUACAUUUACAAAGAAAGAUGUAAUAAUUUCGCGCAUAACACCCAGCACAUACGGUCAUCUAGUCAAUACUGGCAGCGUUGCGUAACUUACAGCGAGCGGAUACGACGGAGAUAAGCAGACUGAGGUAGCAGUGCCUGUAAUAAGUUGUCGCCAGUGGUAGUUGACGGGGGGAUACGUAAUUCAUCUUACGCCACCACGUGGUCGAGACAGUGUUACAGAGGCAGAAAGGUCUGGUAUAUAGAGCAAUCCAAAUGGAAGAACUAAGCUUUAUCGCGUUCGAGUAGCAUCAGGGUCGCGGCUGGCCGAUCUUACGUUCAUUUGUGCCGUGUGUGUGCAUGAGUUAACAGUGCCAUGCGCAAAGUGGCCAGAGAGAGGAAUGGGACGAACCUGGGAGCCCACAUACCAUUACCAACCGACGAAGAAGAUAUACGACUACCAAAGAAAGCAUGUUUUGGUACACGGCAUUUUGUUACUUUCAUGCUGUUCCUUGGGAUGGCAAAUGCCUACAUAAUGCGUACCAACAUGUCAGUGGCGAUCGUUGCCAUGGUGAACCAUACAGCCUUGCCCAGAGAUGACACUGUUUUAGACGAUGAAUGUGAUUCUGACAACAGCUCAAACAGUUGGGUAGCUGAAAUGAGUAAACAUAGUUCAGAGAAAUCGUCAGAUACAGGCACAUUCGUGUGGGACGCAAAACUGCAAGGUUAUAUCCUUAGCAGCUUCUUCUACGGUUAUGUCCUAACACAGAUACCAUUUGGAAUCAUGGCAAAGAAAUAUGGAGCCAAAUACUUCUUGGGUGUUGGAAUGCUUAUCAACUCAUUGUUUGGUCUCCUAGUUCCUGUUGGAGCUAAUGGUGGCAUUGCCUGGCUUAUUGUUGUGAGGUUCAUUCAGGGGCUCGGUGAGGGGCCGAUUGUACCGUGCACUCAUGCUAUGCUGGCUAAAUGGAUCCCCCCAAAUGAGAGAAGUCGUAUGGGAGCUUUUGUGUAUGCAGGUGCACAGUUUGGAACUGUGAUAUCAUAUCCUCUGAGUGGUUUGCUGGCAGAGUAUGGUUUUGCAGAUGGCUGGCCUUCCAUUUUCUAUGUAUUUGGUAUCGUUGGAGCAGUGUGGUCAGUAGCAUUCCUUUUCAUGGUUGCUGAAGAUCCUGAUUCUUCAAACACAAUUCCUGAAGAUGAAAAGAAAUAUAUUACUAAUUCACUCUGGGGCACUGCGGGUGUUUCUUCACCGAAGGUUCCUUGGGUGUCUAUUGCUAAGUCAUUGCCAUUCUGGGCAAUUCUAAUGGCACACAUGGGACAAAACUAUGGUUAUGAAACUCUCAUGACAGAGUUACCAUCAUUCAUGAAGCAAGUGCUACAUUUCAACCUGAAAGAUAAUGGUCUUCUGUCAGCACUUCCGUACCUGGCCAUGUGGCUGUUUUCCAUGUUUAUAAGUCAUGUAGCCGACUGGAUGAUCUCAAGUCAUAGGUUCACCCACACUGUCACAAGAAAAGUUAUAAACAGCCUUGGUCAGUUUGGGCCAGCAGUGGCGCUGAUUGCAGCUUCAUACACAGGCUGCAAUCCUCCUCUGACCGUUGCACUGCUCACAAUUGGUGUUGGUCUAAAUGGUGGCAUCUACUCAGGAUUCAAAGUGAACCAUCUGGACAUCUCACCACGCUUUGCUGGAAUCCUCAUGAGUUUCACCAACUGCCUUGCCAACUUUGCCGGUCUCCUUGCCCCCAUGGCUGCGGGCUACAUUACAGAUAAACGGCCCACACAGGCAGCAUGGAGAGCAGUAUUCCUCAUCGCAUCAGGCGUCUACAUUGUCUGCGCUGGGUUCUACUUGUUAUGUAGCUCGGGUGUGAGACAGGCAUGGGACAAUCCAGAUAACGACGAGGUACAAACAAAUGGCAAGAGCAAAUGUGAUGUGGAAAAGGAUGGUAUGAUGCUGCAAACCACAAACUACUGACCUUAGUAAAGAUAUACAAUGCAGUGGUGCAGCUCCGGGCUGUAUUGUGGACACUGUUUCAAAACAAGUAAUAGUGAUACUGUAUGACAAGUAUUGUAACUGUAACAUUAUUUCUUGAUUUGUUCCUUUCUUCAAAACUUGGAAAUUUAUUGAGGCUACUUGUUACUGAUUUCAAAACAAAGCAUAAUCUCUGUAUACAGUUUUUAGCACUCUGACGUACAGGAUGGUUACCACAAUUCACAUUCUUCUAUUCAUCAUUGUUCUUUAAUGUCAUUAUAAGUGUUAAUCCAUUUUAUAUUAUUUUAUAACCAUUAUUUCAUUGAAGUAGUAAUCUCAGUGAUUUAUUCUCCGAGUAGCAAUUGACUUUAUGUGUAUAAUUUUUCACAUCUUAAUUUAAGUAAAAAACAAAAUGUAAAAAAAAAAAAUUGCCGCCUGGUAUUUUUUGAAAAUCAACAUCUUUUAUCAUACUUGUUGUGCAUUUAAAUCUUAAUACUUUUCUUGAAAUUGUAACAAGUAUACUUUUAAAAAAAUUCACCGGUGUCAUCGUUUCUCAAUACUUCUUAUGUGUGCCUAAUAAAAUGUGGUUCAUUAUUUAGUGGUACCACAUUGUGAAAUUUCACAGACCAAACGCCAUUGGUUGAGUGGUCAACACUCUUGCUUCAUAUUUUGGGGGUCCAGAGUUCAAAUCGUGGUCUGGGGAAUUGACUGAGUUUUGUCAUGGUUUUCCUCAGUCCCUCCAGACAAAUUCCAGGUUAGUGCCUUAAAUUAGGCUUUCUUCCACAUCCUUUCCAAUUCAUUAUUCACCAUCAUCCUCUAAUUUGACACUCUAUAGUCUGAAAUACUGAAAGUCUGUUAAAUAAAGUAUAAAAAGCACGAGGUAUGAAGGUGACUGUCUUCUGUGAUGUGCCACGCAAUAGAAAUUGACUGAUGCUUCAGAGUUGCUUUACUGCUUCUAUCAUGAGGGCAGUGAGUGAUCUCAUCACUGUGAUGAUGGAGGAUGUAAGGAUCUUUAAAACAUGUCAGUUUCUGUGAGACAACACAACAUAACUUAACAUCCCAGAAGUCAGUCAUUUUCUUACCAUAUUAUUAUAAGUUACGUGUGUAUGUAUUCAUACAUGCUUAAACUGCGCAUUGUUAUUACCAUUCAUAUUUCAUUCCUUUCAUGUACAGGUAAACCUCGAUUUACGCCGGGGAUACGUUCCUGGACGAACCGGCGUAAAUUCAAACUUUUUUUAUAAUGUAAAUCAGUGGGAAGUCAAUGACAUGCGUUCCUGGCACCCAAACAUUUAAGUUCUUCAAAAAUUGACUUCGCCUUAUCCGUGAUAGCAAUUUGAGUCAAGGGAAUGUUUUUUCGAUUCAUGUCAUCCACCCAUAGCAACAGUAAUUUCUCCA
Messenger RNA from Zootermopsis nevadensis, 3539 nucleotides. RefSeq names its product putative inorganic phosphate cotransporter protein picot (gene Picot). Gene Ontology annotation, molecular function: transmembrane transporter activity. Gene Ontology annotation, biological process: transmembrane transport; monoatomic anion transport. Gene Ontology annotation, cellular component: membrane. NCBI's taxonomy places the organism in Eukaryota, Metazoa, Arthropoda, Insecta, Blattodea, Termopsidae. The record is from RefSeq and is a predicted model, not a curated record.